This is a messenger RNA of Rosa rugosa (rugosa rose), 855 nucleotides long. RefSeq names its product CASP-like protein 1B1. The transcript has 3 exons. Bases 40 to 609 code for a protein of 189 amino acids. Lineage: Eukaryota; Viridiplantae; Streptophyta; Magnoliopsida; Rosales; Rosaceae. The record is from RefSeq and is a predicted model, not a curated record.
AAAGCAUUCACUUCCAUCUGAUCUCAUUCUAUUCUAUCAAUGGCGCUAGAAAACGGAGAGAAGUCAGGGUCUAGUUUUGUGGCAGUGAGAAAACCAAAUGAUUGUACCAUUCUCUUGCUGAGAGUGGUUGCAUUCUUGGCCACACUCGCCGCGACUCUAGUGAUGGCACUCAACAAAGAAACCAAAACCUUGGUUGUUGCCACUAUUGGGACUACUCCGAUUAAAGCCACGCUCACAGCCAAGUUUCAACACACUCCAGCAAAUGUGUUCUUUGUUAUAGCUAAUGCAAUGGCCAGCCUUCACAACUUGUUGAUGAUAAUAGUGCAACUUUGCGGAGGCAAGUUCAAAGACAAGGGUCUUCGCCUUGUGAUGAUGGCCAUUUUAGACAUGAUGACUGUGGCCCUGCUAUCUUCUGGCGAUGGUGCAGCUACCUUCAUGGCACAUCUAGCGAAGAAAGGUAAUUCACAUGCAAGGUGGAACAAAAUCUGUGACAAGUUUGGCAAGUUCUGCGACCAUGGUGGUGGCGCUAUCAUUGCUUCUUAUAUUGGGCUCCUUCUCUUGGUGGUUAUCACAGUGUUGUCCAUCAUCAAGCUACUCAAGGCGAAAUAGAGCACUCCUAUGCAAUAGUCCCUUUUCAUGUAUACUUUGUUUGAUUUGUGUGUUAAUGCUUCAUUUGUGUGUUUACUGUUUCUGGAGUCCUAUCCACAGACCCACAAUCACAUAAGAUGCUUUAUUACAUGUUACGGUCAAGGCAUGACAUGAACUUGUGUAACUGGUGAAAAAAUUUAAAUGCAAUCGCUUAUCUAUUUUGUCUUCAGAACAAUGAAAAUCGUCUCAGUACUUGUAUUGAUCUCA